AAAGCCGAUUACAUCUGAUCUUAACAGUGAUUCUCUCUCACCGUCUGUCCACUACUAUUGCUUAUUUUGCUGUACUGCAUGAGCUAAACGCGUUGACAGAGAGUGUUGUUCGUCGGGGUUAAAACUUUUCUUCAGGCCAGAAUGGAUUGGGCUCCGAGCUCGUUUGGAUGAGUCGCUUAUGAGCAGUGCGCUUCAGCUCGGCAACUUUCCCGUGCACAUUUCUCCAAACAUCCUUGGUGGAAAGUUCAAAUCACAUGGGAUAUGGUGACAAACAAGUGAAUGCACAUUAAACCAAGACGGAAAAUGCAGAAGAGUGUUCGGUACAAUGAGGGACACGCUCUGUAUCUCUCCGUUAUCGCGCGUAAAGAGGGCACCAAGCGAGGUUAUCUCAGCAAGAAGACCACAGAAAACAGUAAAUGGCAUGAGAAGUUUUUUGCACUUUAUCAGAAUGUUUUAUUUUACUUCGACACCGACCAGAGUGCUCGACCGUCAGGGAUUUAUCUUCUGGAAGGAUGCACAUGUGAACGAGUCCCUGCGCUCAAGGUGUCCACUGUUGGCAAAGACGCACUUGACAAGCUGCAUUAUUUUCUCGUCGUCUUCGGGCAUGAUGGACAGAAGCCUCUGGAACUGCGGACAGAGGAGGAGUCAGACUGUGAUGAAUGGGUGGAGGCCAUCCAGCAAGCCAGCUACUCUGACAUAAUCAUCGAGCGUGAGGUUCUUAUGCAGAAGUACAUCCACCUGGUGCAGAUUGUGGAGACAGAGAAGGUGGCAGCCAAUCAGCUCCGCACACAACUGGAAGACCAAGACACAGAGAUUGAGAGGCUUAAAUCUGAGAUUAUAGCCUUGAACAAAACUAAGGAAAGAAUGCGUCCCUAUCACGUACACCAAGAAGAGGAGGAUCCUGAUAUAAAAAAAAUCAAAAAGGUCCAGAGCUUCAUGCGAGGGUGGCUGUGUAGAAGGAAAUGGAAGAUUAUUGUGCAGGACUACAUCUGUUCUCCUCAUGCUGAGAGCAUGAGGAAGAGGAAUCAGAUCGUCUUCAACAUGGUGGAGGCUGAGACAGAGUAUGUCCAUCAGCUUUCCAUCCUAGUCAACUGCUUCCUGAGGCCACUCAGAAUGGCCGCCAGCUCCAAGAAACCACCCAUUAGCCACGAUGAUGUCAGUAGCAUCUUCCUUAACAGUGAGACAAUCAUGUUUCUACAUGAAAUAUUUCAUCAGGGAUUGAAGGCGAGGAUAGCAAACUGGCCCACACUGGUUCUAGCGGAUCUCUUUGAUAUCUUGCUGCCAAUGCUGAACAUCUAUCAGGAGUUUGUGAGGAACCACCAGUACAGUCUUCAGGUUCUGGCCAACUGUAAGCAGAACCGGGACUUUGACAAACUCCUGAAGCAGUACGAAUCAAACGCUGCGUGUGAGGGGAGGAUGCUGGAAACCUUCCUCACAUACCCCAUGUUUCAGAUCCCUCGUUACAUCAUCACUCUCCAUGAGCUACUGGCUCAUACACCUCAUGAGCAUGUGGAAAGGAAAAGUCUAGAGUUUGCCAAGUCUAAACUGGAGGAACUCUCCAGGGUGAUGCACGAUGAAGUGAGUGACACAGAAAACAUCCGUAAGAACCUGGCUAUUGAGCGCAUGAUCGUGGAGGGCUGUGACAUCCUCCUUGACACCAGCCAGACGUUUGUGAGACAAGGCUCUUUGAUCCAGUUGCCCUCAGUGGAGAGAGGGAAGCUCAGUAAGGUGCGUCUAGGCUCUCUCUCACUCAAAAAGGAAGGGGAGAGACAGUGCUUCCUCUUCACCAAGCACUUCCUUAUCUGCACACGCAGCUCAGGAGGCAAACUUCACCUGCUCAAACAAGGUGGUGUGCUGUCCCUGAUUGAGUGCACUCUCAUCGAGGAGCCUGACGCUAACGACGAAGACGCUAAGAAUUCAGGGCAGGUGUUUGGUCACCUGGACUUUAAGAUUGUGGUCGAGCCCUCAGAUGCUCCUGCCUUCACUGUGGUGCUGCUGGCACCAUCCCGUCAGGAGAAAGCGGCCUGGACCAGCGACAUCAGCCAGUGUAUCGAUAACAUCCGCUGUAAUGGCCUGAUGACGAGCGUGUUUGAGGAGAACUCAAAAGUCACAGUGCCACACAUGAUCAAAUCCGAUGCGCGUCUCCAUAAAGAUGAUGUUGACAUUUGCUUCAGUAAGACGCUCAACUCCUGCAAGGUUCCUCAGAUCCGCUACGCCAGCGUGGAGAGACUGCUGGAGAGGCUGACCGACCUGCGCUUCCUCUCCAUAGACUUCCUCAACACGUUCCUGCACACCUACCGAAUCUUCACCACCGCCACCGUGGUCAUGGAGAAACUGGCUGACAUCUACAAGAAGCCUUUCACAUCCAUACCAGUCAGGGUCCAGUAUCACUCAUUUGACCGCUUGUCCAUUACAUCCAUCUGCCCAGACUACAGCCUGAAGAUCAGGAAGAUAGCACUGGAUCAGUCAAAAUCCCUGGAGCUUUUCUUCGCCACCAACCAGAACAACCGCAGCGGGGACCACGUAAAUGACAAAUCCCCCAGACUGUGUCGCAAGUUCUCAUCUCCUCCACCUCUCUCCAUCCCAUCCCGUACUUCCUCUCCGGUUCGCAUCAGGAAACUCUCUCUUAAAAUUAUAUACCAGGCAGCUCGGAAUGAGAAGCAGGGUAUGACUUUCCCCUCAGCUGUGCUGGAGUCAGUGUCUUUGGACAAAUUUAUUCCAGAGUCGCCACAAGGGAGUGAACCAGGAGAAAUCUCUCCCUGCCGCUCACCCUCCACUCCACGCCACCUCCGCUUCAGACAGUCAGGAGUCCAGUCAGCUGAGAACUCGCGCUGCUCCGUUUCUCCAGCCUCUGCAUUUGCUAUCGCCACAGCAGCAGCUGGACACAGCAGCCCUCCAGUUUUUAGCAAUUCUGAGCGGACUUGUGACAAGGAGUUCAUUAUACGUUGUGCGGCUACCAACAGAGUCCUGAAUGUCCUGCGCCAUUGGGUCUCCAAACACUCACAGGACUUUGAAAUGAAUGGAGAGCUGAAGAUGGGUGUGAUCUGCCUGCUAGAGGAGGUGUUGAGAGACCCCGACCUUCUUCCCCAGGAGAGAAAAGCCACAGCAAACAUAUUAAGUGCCCUUUCUCAAGAUGACCAGGACGAUGCCCAGCUGAAGAUUGAAGACAUUCUUCAGAUGGCUGAAUACCCAAAGACUGAGUGUUUUGAAUCUCUGUCAGCGAUGGAGCUAGCUGAACAAAUCACUCUUCUCGUCACACAGUAUCUUCUGGAUAAGAACUUGAUUAUGGAUGAAGACACACUGUAUGACUUGUCUCUCAAGAUUGAACCCAGGCUUCCUGCAUGAACUACAACCUCAGUACCUGGCAGCUUCCAUCUAGAUGUGCUUCUCACUCUUGGGAUGUUUUGAAGGCAUGAAGCAUGCCUAGUGUUUGAGAAAGAGGGACGUUAAGCAGGAAGGAAAAAUUUCCAUUUGAAAGUGUGAAAAAGUAGUGGGUCCAGGUUUGGAGGAGAGUAUUAAACAGUGCUCACCACCACACUGAAGGGUGACUUUUAUCAUAGAAGGAACGAAGGAUGAAACUGGCCACUGUCAGUGGUCAGGAGUCAUAAGUGAGUUUCAGGGUCGAGCAGAUGGAUUCAGUCUAAAUUGUGAAGAAAGUGGUUGAAGAUAUGUAGCAUGUACAGAAGUAGAGCUAUUAGCCAGAUCUUAUGUAGUGUAUUGUGGCCCUUGGCACAUCCCCUCAUUGGUAAUGGUAGUGACUUUGUGCAUGAACUAGACUGUGGGUUUGCUGUGUUCUUUGCCUCAACUUUACACUCCAUGUGCUGUCCCAUUUGCCAACAGCUGGCUGCACUGAACCAAAAUGCCACAUGAAAAUUUUAAAAGAUGCAUCAGACUUCCAAGUAAUGGGAAUGUAUAGUAGCUUUCUAAAAUACUAACCAGUUGUAGAUGAUAUUGAUAUUUCGUAACAGCCCCUGAAGCUAUGUGAGCUCUUUAAAAAUCAGUUGCUUAUUGUGCCUUCUCAUAUUCACAGACACUCAGCAAUGCUUAAAAGUUUGGAUAUUAUUGGCCUGUGUAGCAAAGUGAUGACAGAAUGGAGAUAUUCAAAUUAUUUAAAGUAAUAAAUACAAGUAUACUGUAAAUUAGCAUGUUCUGCUCAAAUUCAGUGUAAAGGCCUGUUUACACCAAGGGCAAUAAAGAUAUCGUUUUAAAAAUCAUUCUUAAGAGCAGAGUCCACGCCACAACUAUUAUGAUACAAAGGACCGAUAUUGUUGGGAUCAACUUUUUUUUCCAGCUUAUAAAUGAUAAAAAAACACAGACAGUCAAUCAGAAUACAUCCUGCUUUAAAGAGCUUGAGCGUUUUGAGAGGCAGACAACAUAACUGCACCUUUAAUACAAUAAGCACCAUUAACAUUGUGCUUUGGUGUG
Molecule: messenger RNA, 4425 nt
Organism: Sinocyclocheilus grahami
Lineage: Eukaryota; Metazoa; Chordata; Actinopteri; Cypriniformes; Cyprinidae
Product: ras-specific guanine nucleotide-releasing factor 2-like
Exons: 24
Coding region: 280-3345 (1021 amino acids)
Biological process (GO): small GTPase-mediated signal transduction
Cellular component (GO): cytoplasm
Molecular function (GO): guanyl-nucleotide exchange factor activity
Source: RefSeq, a predicted model, not a curated record